Molecule: messenger RNA, 7438 nt
Organism: Acaromyces ingoldii
Lineage: Eukaryota; Fungi; Basidiomycota; Exobasidiomycetes; Exobasidiales; Cryptobasidiaceae
Product: Pkinase-domain-containing protein
Exons: 4
Coding region: 209-7270 (2353 amino acids)
Biological process (GO): protein phosphorylation
Molecular function (GO): ATP binding; protein kinase activity
Source: RefSeq, a predicted model, not a curated record
UUCCAGCGCGGGGGGGAGGGAAGAGGCUGACAUUUGAUCAACUGACGACGUGUAUCUUGGAUCCCCGCCGCUUGGGCUCUCGCUGCUCCGCGGCUCGAGUCUUUCCGAACCAGAACAGGGAAGGGGGAACUUUUCACAACAGAAGAAGGCGAGAGGUGGGGAGGCAUUUCUAAGCAUCUCUUAAGGACAGUCGCUCGCACUUGCCAAGAUGGCGGGGACAGAGGCCAGGCAGUCUUCGCCCAAUGGCCAGAGCAACCUCCAUGGCUCGCCUCCCUACCCUCGCGGCCUAUAUCAGCGGUCUGAUUCAGUGUCGACGUCCUCCCCCCUCUCGCCAACAUCAUCGCAGGACCGCAGGGAGAGUUUUCACCUUCAAAAUAGCGGCCUCUAUAGCGCUCCGGCCUCGUCUUCGCGCACUUCACUCAACCAUUUCCAGCAGCAGCAGCAACAGCAGCACAACCAACGCAGACUCAAUCCAACUCAUUCCCACCAAACUCAGGUCCAGCACGAGGCCGACGAGCAGCGUGAGGAGCUUGACGUGUCUACCGAGAACGUCCUUACACCGCUCGGAUUCCCGCCAAGCUACAGCAGCAGCAAGAGCGGAAAUAACGGCAGCGGCCAAGGCGGCGACGACGAGUCGCCCUACUUUCGCAUCCCUUGGUCAGCACCCUCGGAAGCAGGUUCCGGCAGCAGUGGGCAUCGGUUUCCCUCCCCGUCCCUCCAGGGCCGGCCUGCAUCUACUGGCUCUAACGCGGCCCUGGGCCUCGCUGAGCAGGAACAAGGUUCACUGCAGCAGCAGCAGCAAAAUCCAGAAAGCCGGCCUUGGCACCAGGCCACCCCUCUUAUCUCACUCACCGGCGUCUCGCCUGGGAGACAGACUGCCAACAUGACGCAGUCCAACUCAUCGACAUCGUCCAGCUCUACCCCUUCGCCCCAGGACGGUGGCCAGGACGCUUGGAGCAUGGUCCGAGGUGAUGGUCGCCAGUCGCGAUCCUCGUCCUUUGGCCGCUCCGAUGUCACACCUUCGUCGUCGGUGCUGCUCUCUGGUGUGAGCCCACGCUCACCGACGAACAGCCUUGCCGGCUCGGAGCAGCUCGGCCGGUUGCAGCUGCAGCAGCAGCAGCAUGGGGGCAGUGGCUUCUUCUCCUCGUUCCGACCGUCGUCGUCUGCGGGUCGCGAUCAGUCCGAAUCCUCGACGCCAUCGAUACGGGAGCCGCAGGACCGGGCGCCGAGCGAGACCAGGAGAAGGGACCGAGGGCUAAAUGCGUCGGAACAGCGAAGUCGGCGGCCAAGCAGCGUCCUCGAGCAGGUCGGCGGCAUUUUCGACCGCUUUGGCAAGAAGCUGGGCCACUCGCGAAACGAGUCCAAGGACGCGGCCAGCAAGCGUCCAGUCAGCACUGCCUCCUUUGCGGGCCUCAAUGGGAGCGCCCUCGACGUCGGCUCGUCGAGCAACACCGACGAGGUCGAGGAGGUGCUGAAUGAGCACUCUCCCAAUGGCUCGACGAUGUCCCACCAAUUCUCCCCGUCGGUCUCGGCUGCUUCUCCGCCUGCCCCAUGGGAGCGCGCAAGUGCCGAGAGCAUGCAACAGCAGCAGCAGCAGCAGCAAUCGUCGUCGUCGCAGGGCGCCAAUACGGCCGGGCCGGCGUCGCUGCGAUCGCCCCUGAGCGAAAGCGCCGAGCCUCCUCUAACGCCGUCUUCUUGGAUGCAGCGACAGUUCUCUGCUGGCUCCCUCUCGUCGGCUCACGGGUUGCCACCCGCGUCUGAGGCAAGCGGCAGCAGCAGUCUAGCACCUGCACCUGCACCUGCACCUGCACCUGCACCGGCGCUAGCAGUUUCGUCGACCUCGACAUCGACCUCGACAUCGAGAGCAUCAAAGCGCCUGAGCGUGCUGGACCGGACCUUCAUCCAGGUCACUGAGGACAACGAGCGCUUCUCUGUCGUCGACAUCUCAUCACUCGACUCAUCGGCGGCGAUCAAAGAGCGCAUGCUGAGCAAGCUUCACCUCUUUGACGAGGAGGCCUCGUCUUUUGCCCUCUAUCGCACCGAGAUCGGCAUGUCAAGCGCAUCAGGGCCAAAGAUCGACGACGACGAGCUGCUGGCCAUGUGCUGGCAGCUCGGCGACGACAGAGGGACGCUCAAGUUUCUGCUUCAGCAAACUGCACCUUCCGCGCAGCCGAGCCGCGUCAUGCCCCCACCUCCCGUGGCUGCCUCGCCUCGAAAGGCGAUGCAGAAUCUUGCCAAUGAUGGCUUGUCGGCUCCUCUGCAUGCCAAGUCUGGCAGUCUGUCCUCAAGGUCGUCGGUCAGCGAGGUCCUUGGUCAGCAUAGCGAUGCUCUGAGCGGCGGUGGGGGCGGUGGUAGUGCUGCAAACGAGAGUGGCUCCGAGACUAGCAGCUCCCGUCAUCAUCUCCACCGAUCAAAGGCCACUUCGAGGCGUGCUGGGCAAGGCAGCGUUGCCUCUUCGGCCGAGGACGUUCGUUCACCCACCUUCAGCACUCGUUCGACGCCUUCCAACAGCGGUCUUGGGUCAGUCUCAGAGCAGGUCCUUGCAUCGUCUUCGUCGACCAUUGGCGCAGGGCCGUACGACAAGCCCCCCAGCGCAGGAGCGGGGCAUCAGGCAGACGAUUCAUCGAUGGAGGAGGUCAGGGAUCCAGACGAAGACGAGGGUACCCUCACCUCCUCGCGACCGUUUGGCAAGCUGAGGCGGCCGUUGAGCCAGAGCAGUCAUCAAGCGCAGCCGACGACGACGACGGUGCCAGCCUCGCCAGCUGCGGUCAGUGCGUCGCCGAUGCAUCAGCCUCAUGGUCUUCCAGACGAGGUAUCCUCGCCUUCCGAUACAUUUCAAAGAGGCCAAGGGUCGCGAGGAUCAUCCCAAAGCCGGCCAGUGGCCCAGAGGACAACGUCGCAACCUCAUGUUGGAGCGCCGUCCGAGAGCAGCGGGAGUGGGAGCACGAGCGCAGGCAGCAGCGGCGGGGUGCCCAAGAGCCUUCAGGCGGGCGGCCGCGAGCCACGAGGGCUCGAUCACGCAGACGCGGCACACAUGUACCUCGGCGGCGCCCUUUCGUCUCCACGCGACGACUUUGAGUAUCCUCCGCUCUCGCCCGCCAGCACCAUGGGUGGACCGACGUCAAUCCACGGGACAAAGAGCAUGGAAGACAUCCGUCUCAACAAACAGCGGCGACACCCUUCGUUCCCAUCGGCCGCCGAGAUGCCAGCCAAUGCAAAGCAGCAGAUCUUAAAGGAGCAGAUGAAUCCCUUGGACAUUCGCGACGGUCGCUACCCGCGGCCAGACGUUGCUGUGUCUCAUUCGGCCAGCACCAACGGCAGCGGAGGGCCGGCUUACCAUCCCUCGUCACACUGGCAGUCGCCACCGCCGCCUCACCACCGACACCCCCAAGGGCCACCGCCGCCGCCGCAACCGUCAGUCUCUGUUCCUCCGACAACGGGAGGCUACCAUGGUGAUGCUCCGGGCGCCUUUGAUCGGAACCGCUCAGCCUCGGCAGGCAACCUGAUGCCCUUCAAGAUGGGUCGACCUCCUCCGCAGCUCUCCGAUCCACGCCUCGGGAAUGCUCGAGCUCCGCCGAUGCAGUCGCCUCCAAUGGCAAGACCGUUGCAGCACCAGCAGCCCCAACAUGCGCCAAUGAACUACUACCCGAGUGAUCCUCGGUAUGGAGGACCCCCGCCCGCACAGAUGCUUCGGCCAGGGACGAGCGUGAACGAGUUUGGUGCCAGAUCGCCGUUUGAUCCAAGGCCUUUCCCUGUACGGCCCCACACCUUCCACGAGCAUCAACGCUUCCGGCCUGGUGGGCCACCUCCUACUCCGCCACCGGCACCGCUGGCACUGCCGCAACGCGAGGAUCCAUUCACAUCGAUGCAUUUUCCCAACUCGAGCUCCCGCGAGGUGUCGGCCUUUCAGCGUCACGCCGUGGCUUCUCAAGGCUCGCUGCAGCCGGGCAUGACUGUCCAGGAGACGAUGCAUCGCCCGAGUGCCCCUACUUUCAGCCCUCAAUCGACGCACCAGCAGCCAUUUGGACCUCGGGACUAUCGCACGCCAAGGCCCUCGAACCGAAGUUAUGACUGGCCCAGCGAAGCGUCAUUGACAUCGCCUCACGGGCCUCCGCCGCCUCACAGUGCCAUUGGCUUUGGGUCCAUGAACUCUUCCAGACCAUCGCAGCAGCAGCAUUCGUUCCACCACCACUACCAGCAGCAUCCCCCGCAAGCACAGCAGCACCUGCAGCAGUAUCACCCGCAAUAUCACCAACACCAACCGCCUCAGCAGCAGCAGCCACAGCAGCCACAGCAGCCACAGCAGCCACAGCAGCCACAGCAGCCACAGCAAUACCACUACGAUCAGCAGCAGCAGCAGCAGCAGCAGCAGCAGCAGCAGGUGCCCGUGGAAGUCCCGUACGUGUCAAGUUCGCGGAGGAGCAUACCUUCCACCUUUGAAGACGAGGAGAGGCAGAGCUCGACACGCAACCAGCAGGGGCAGGCGAUGUUGCAGAAGCCUCUGCAGCCACAGCAGGCCCGCAUGAUGCGUCCUCACACCGCUGCCGUCGACGGAACAGGCUCGAGUGUCAACAACACGCAGCACCCGGCUCAAGGCUCCGAGAGGUCGUCUGGCUCCUCGUUUGCUUCGUCUGCUUCUCAUGUCUCUCACCGCCGCAAUAUAUCCUCCGACGAAGGUGUGCAGAAGCCAAGGGAUGCCAACGACGACUCGUUUAGCGCGCCCACGUCUGCUCGCAGCUCGCAGAGUGGACCUCUGAGCCCCGAGACAAAGGAGCUCAUGUCGGCUGCUUCGUCGACGCAGCUGCCGUACGCGAGCAGCAGCACGAGCCUGAGCAGAAAGGCUUCGCUCGACGACUCAGAGCUCCUCAAGAUGCGGCCUCUGCCCACGCCGCCAAGCCAGCCUUCGUCGGCGGUGGCGGACGACCGCGAGCACGUCGAAGAGCUGCGCGAUGCUCCAAAGGACUCCGACACGCUCAAAGUGGGCGACUGGAGGAAGGUCAUCUCGUCACUUAGCGCGCGUACCGGCGACGGCCGCGGUGUUCGCGAGGGUGACUUGCUCGAAGACUCGGACAGCAGCACGCUUAGGGCUGGUGCCGCCCCGUCGUCUGCGGCAUCUUCCGUGUUCGCCAGUGGAACUCAACCAUCUGGUGCUGCUGACGCUACCUCAAGAACACCGACGAUGGCGGCAGCCGGGGCUGCGACGAGUGAUAGCGCCGUCGAGGUACAGAAGACAAGGGCAGCGGAAGAGGCACAAGAUGAGCCUACUUCCUGGGAUGAUUUCGAAGACGAUGAGGAAGAGCUCGAAGGAGGAACCUGGAUGAAGCCUAUGGCUCCAAAAGAAGACGUUGUCGCGUCACUCCAACCCCUUGCGUCUGGAUCUGGAUCGAAAGACAAAGGCAAAGACGCACGGCAACUGGCCAACGAGGACAUCAAGCCUCUGACCGACUCUCCUGCUUCGCUCAGUCAAGCCACGCUGCGUCCGGACGAAACGCAUGCUAUUCACAGGCCGCCAGGUUCACCAGGACAGGCUGCGAGUCCUCAUCGACCGGUGCUCACCAUCCAGAUCAAUGGGCCGAACGCGUCGACAGGACACCACUCGCCCAGUCUGGUGCAGCACGGUCUUGGCCUUCGUCACAAUCUGCCUACGUCUUCCCCUCGAGUGUCGCCCCAAGGGCCCAAGUCGCCCCCCAAGUCGGUGGGAGCCGCUUCUCGCAUUGAGCCGCCAGCGUCGUUGACCAUGACGCCGACAAAAGACGAGCCAGGUCCACCACUUUCCGAGAACCGACGUCCCUCGUCCUCGUCGACGACGACUACUGCGUCUUCUUCGAGCUCGGGCAGCAACUUGCACAGGAGCACCUCGUUUGCUCGGCGCGACGACACCGACUGGGCUUCUCGUCCACCUCCCGAGCUGCUCUACGAAAACCUCGACGACUUCUUCCCAAAGCUCGACCUGGACAAGCCUGUCCUUGAGGCAGCAAAUGCGCCGGGCAGCCCUCUCAUUGGCAGCGAGCAGACGCCAGUCUCAAACCCCGCUGCCGCUCACACGGCUCUUGGAACUUCGUCGCUGACGCCGCUGCGGCCGAUCUCCCCCCCGGCUGCAGUUGCGCCAACGUUGCGCGCUGGCGGCGGCGGCGGCGGCGGCGCGAUUGGCCGACACAAGAAGUCCAUUCGGAUUGUGGCACAAGACCGAAAGAGAUUCAUGGAUCGAGCCGAGGCCAUCGAGCGUCGACACGCCGAUGCGCAGGCACCCGGUGAUGACGAGGCCGACAACAGGCUCGCGAGACGGCGCAGCACCAAGCUCUGGGGCGGUCGGGUCGUCGAAGUGACGCCGGGCGUGGACCCUACUUCGGCCACCUCACUCGAAUCACCUUCGAGCGAAGGGGGCAGCGGCAGGCCCGUCUUCAAGUGGGUCAAGGGCGACCUUAUCGGCAGAGGCACAUACGGAAGGGUCUACCUCGCUCUCAAUGCGACGACGGGAGAGAUGAUCGCCGUCAAGCAGGUCGAGCUGCCAACAACGGCUUCAGAUCGCGAGGACAUCCGGCAGAAGAACGUCGUCGCGGCUCUCAAGUCGGAAAUUGAGACGCUCAAGGACCUGGACCAUCCCAACAUUGUGUCCUACCUCGGCUACGAGGAGACCAGGCAGACGCUGAGCAUUUUCCUCGAGUAUGUGCCAGGUGGGAGCGUCGGCAGCUGCUUGCGCAAGCAUGGCAAGCUCGAGGAGGCUACGAUCAAGUCGUUCCUCAAUCAGAUUCUCGAGGGCUUGAGCUACCUCCACGGCCGCAACAUUCUCCACCGCGACCUCAAGGCCGACAACCUCCUCGUCGACCACCAGGGAACCGUCAAGAUCUCCGACUUUGGCACGGUGCGAAAGAGCGAAGACAUUUAUGGCAACGUCGCCUCCAUGUCGGUCCAGGGCAGCAUCUUCUGGAUGGCACCGGAGGUCAUGUCGCUCAGCUCCAGAGGCUACUCUGCCAAGGUCGACAUCUGGAGUCUUGGCUGCGUGGUGCUGGAGAUGUUUGCAGGUCGAAGACCCUGGUCCGAGGAAGAAGCCGUCCACGCCAUGUUCAAGAUUGGUGCUGAACGCAAAGCGCCGCCCAUCCCACCCGACGUGCGUCUGAGCAAGGCGGCGACACACUUUCUCAAGACGUGCUUCUACGUCGACCCGACAAAGCGACCGACGGCAUCGAGGCUGCUCGAGCACGUAUUCCCACACCCGCUCGAAGGUUGGCAAUUUGAGCAGUCGAGCCUCUAUCAGCAUUUGGCAAGGUGAUCCUCCGUACUCUCUUCUCCCUCCCUUCCACCCUUUUUCUUUUCCUUUUUCUCUCUCCAUAUCUACAUACUCAACGAUACCACACAAGACAGACUCAAAAGGGAUGGCCCUUUCUUAAUGUUUCUCUCUUAUCUUAUCCAAUCAAUCGAGCAAUGUCUUCUCUCUCAC